Messenger RNA from Amphimedon queenslandica, 5813 nucleotides. Its product is annotated as deleted in malignant brain tumors 1 protein-like. The transcript has 28 exons. NCBI's taxonomy places the organism in Eukaryota, Metazoa, Porifera, Demospongiae, Haplosclerida, Niphatidae. Gene Ontology annotation, cellular component: membrane. The record is from RefSeq and is a predicted model, not a curated record. The coding region runs from base 63 to 5654 and encodes 1863 amino acids.
AAAUUUUGGGUGGCACUUGCUUCAAGCCUUGGGUGGAUUUUUUUGCUGCUGACGGAACCGCCAUGGGCUCUUUUCUUUUAGCUUUUCUAACCGCUGCAGCAAUCUGCCUCGGCCUCUCAGAUGCUGCCUGCACGCAGCACGACAUUAGACUUAUAGGAGGCUCGACUGGAAGGGAAGGUAGAGUUGAAUAUUGCUACAACAACCAAUGGGGAACGGCCUGUGAUGACUUGUGGGGUACCAACGAUGCAAAAGUCGUCUGUUCUCAACUCAAUUAUGAUCCAAACGGAGCUGUCGCUUAUACGAAUGCCUACUUUGGUCAAGGCAGUGGUUCAAUAUGGCUGGAUAACGUGAGAUGUUCUGGUAAUGAGAUUUGGCUCAGACAGUGUCCUAGAAACGGAUUUGGUUCACACAACUGCGGCCAUAAUGAAGAUGCUGGAGUACGAUGCCCAGCUUGCUAUGAAGGUAAUGUAUGGCUGCCUGGUGGUACUACAUGGAGAGAAGGGACAGUUGAGAUAUGCCACAAUGGAGUGUGGAGCACUGUCUGUGAUGAUCAGUUUGGAACUAAUGAAGCUAAAGUUGUAUGCUCCAUGCUUGGCUAUGAUCCAUCAGGAGCUACCGCUUUUAGCAGUGCUUAUUUUGGACAGCGUUAUGGCCCUAUUGUAUUAGACAAUCUUGGUUGCACUGGUACUGAACAGAGUUUGUUCAACUGCUCAGGGAAUGCUAUUGGUGUUCAUAACUGUGGACACAAUGAAGACGCUGGCGUCCGUUGCCCAGCUUGUACAAAGGGCAGCAUCAGAUUAUGGAGUGCUUAUGCUACUACCCCUCCUUCUGAGGGAAUGUUACACUACUGUCAUAACUCAGGAGAAUGGAAAUCAAUGUGCAGGUGGAGAUGGGACUGCCUUGAUGCAAAGGUUGCCUGUCGUAAUCUUGGCUUCAAUGGGACCUUAACUUACCAGGCACUGUAUGAUGUUGAAGGAGCUUAUGGUUUCUAUAAGCCAGUGCUACCACAGAGGGUCACUUGCACUGGAUCUGAACAAAUUCUAAGAGACUGCAGCUUUCAAUAUACCACAUGGUGCGAUAGUGCACUCUCUGAAACAGCUGGAGUUAAAUGUGCUGAAAAUGCAGUUUCUCACGGAUGCACAGCCGGUGAUAUCAGACUUCAACAAGGAGCUGACUCAAGUGAAGGAAGACUGGAGUUUUGCUUCCAUGAUGAAUGGUCUCCUUUCUGUCAACUGGAUGAUGAAGAGGCAGCAGUUGCUUGUAAACAAUUAGGAUACACUCAAUACCCCUAUGCAACGAUAUUUUAUGAUGAGAGAUUUGGUACAUCAGGAUACAUUGCUGACUUUCAGAGGAUAGCUUGCAGCCCUACUGCUUCUGAGGAUCACAUGAUCAACUGUACAGUGGAGUAUAAGCCAGGCUGUGGAAGCUAUGAGUGCUGGAAUGAGAAAGGAAUCAAGUGCUUCAACCCUGGUAUGUGUACUGAAGGGGACAUUAGGCUAGUUGAUGGUCGAAUCGAGCAGGAGGGAAGGAUUGAGGUCUGUUAUAAAGGAGUUUGGGGUGCAAUAUGUGGACACUCUUUCACUAACAUUGACUCUUAUAUUGUAUGCAAGAUGCUUAACUACACUGCUCCUAGAGCUCCUACCACAUUUUGGAGUAACUAUUUUGGUGAUGGAGGGAUAUAUCCUAUCAUUUUUGACUAUGUUGAUUGUAAGGGUUGGGAAAAGAAUGUGUUUGACUGUCCAAGACAAGACUAUCUUGACUUUACCUGCUAUCGUGGGACUAUAAUAGGAACACGUUGCUACGAUAAUUGUAAUAAUGGUGACAUUAGACUUGUUGGUGGCUCUGAUGCUUCUGAAGGUACAGUCGAGAUUUGUGUGGACUAUCUUUGGGGAGUCAUUGAUGAUACUCUCUGGGAACCAGCUGAAGCUGUCGUCAUCUGUCGUCAGUUAGGAUUCUCUGUUGACACUGCUGUACCAAGAGUUGGGUCUUAUUACAGUCGUCCCAAGAAAGCAGUUCAUUAUGCUAACGUUCAUUGUACAGGAGCUGAGGACACACUCCAGGAGUGUACAUUCACUUCAGUCUCAUUAACUGAUGGAAUGACUGUAUAUGGGAAUGCAACCGUUGCUGGUGUAGACUGUCACCCAAUGCCUCCUACUGCUCCUCCCUGUAUUCCAGCACCACUACUCACUCCUGAUGGCUCAGGGUGUAAUCAAGGAGACGUGAGAUUAGCCGGGGGUAAUUCCUCUUCUGGUAGAGUUGAGGUCUGUUUCAAUGCAAGCUACACUCCUCUCUGCAGUCUAAAUGAGAGCGUUGCUUCUGUAAUAUGUAGGAACCUUGGUUACACUGUCUACAGCUGGGCUGCCAUUUAUACUGACCACCCAUAUGGAGUCCUCACUAACUACAGUUAUGUGAGUGAUAUCAGUUGUGAUCCUUCUGGCUCUGCCCUUAGCUUGUGUACAAUCAGUACCGAUAAUUGUAUCCCUAACUGUCCUGGGGCUAAUAUCGCCAUUAGCUGCUUCACUCCUGGUCAAUGUACUUCAGGUGAUGUGAGGUUAGUGGAUGGUUUUGUUGCUAAUGAAGGAAGAGUUGAGGUUUGUGUCAAUGCCGUCUGGGGAGCUGUCUGUGACAACAACUGGGAUGCAACAGCUGGACACGUAAUCUGUACACAACUUGGACACCCUGAACUUAUUCCAAUUGUGUUCCAUAACUCUUUCUUUGAUGAUGGCUUCCAGCCCAUUGUUCUAUCUAACGUGGAUUGUGUUGGCUUUGAAAAGAACUACACUCAAUGUAGGAGUCAAUUGUAUUCAGAGUUUACUUGCUCUCGUGAUCAUACAGCUGGAGUCCUCUGUGGAGCUGAUUGUGUGAAUGGUCAGGUACGACUGAUGGGUGGAACCAGCGACAAUGAAGGAACAGUUGAAGUCUGUUUUGAUAAUGUUUGGGGCAACAUUGAGGAGACAGGCUGGGGUGAUAAAGACGCUCAGUUGGUCUGUAACUUACUUGGUGGAUAUUUAACUGACGGUGCUGUCCCCCUCUAUGGCAGCUAUUUUGGUCGUACCGCUAGUACCAUAUUAGUAUCUGAUCUCUACUGUACUGGGAAUGAGACUGACUUCCUUCAAUGUACAUACACACGUCACUCGGUUCUUGAAGGCAAAGACCUUGGAACACAGGCGCUAGUCGCUGGUGUUCAGUGUCAGAAACCCAUCACAUGUAUACCACCCGAUCCAACGCAGGCUUUCACUUGUAACACAGGAGACAUUCAGCUCUCGACUUCAGGAGCUAAUAGCUAUGAAGGUAUCCUUAAUUACUGUCUCAAUGGACGAUGGACGCCUUUCUGUACACUGGACCGCAUUACUGCCACUGUGGCCUGUCGUCAACUGGGAUACACUGAUUAUAGCUGGGCUGGUAUCAUAACUGAUAAUCGUUUCUCUCCUUCAACUAACAUGAGCUCCUUUCAGAACAUUACCUGUCUAGGUGGUGAAUCCACAGUACGAGACUGCGUCGUAUACAAAGACUGCAUAUCAACCUGUGCCACUCCUUACUCCAUCCGCUGCUAUAAUCCUGGUACAUGCACAGACGGGUCAAUGAGAUUGGCUAAUGGUACCGUAGCUCAAGAAGGUCGUGUUGAGAUAUGCAUGUCCGGUGUAUGGAGCGGAGUCUGCUCUGAUGCUUGGGACAGAGCUGAUGCACUAGUGGUGUGUGCUCAGUUAGGACUUGGUAUUGCUGAGCCUAUUGUAACUACUGAUUCCUCUGCUUAUGGUGAAGUAUUUGGACCUAUUAUAUACUCUAAUAUCUCGUGUAUGGGAUACGAGUCAAUGUUUUCUGCUUGUGCUAAGAACACAUACCCUGCCAUACAGUGUACUAGGAAUCAAGUUGCAGGUGUUUUCUGUCGUGACGCUUGUACUGAAGGUGCUGUUAUGCUGACUGGUGGUACACUGCCCAGUGAAGGGACGGUCCUCAUUUGUAAGAACAAUGUGUGGGGUCUGGUCGGUCAGGUCAGUUGGGACAGCAAUGAUGCUAACGUUCUCUGUCGCCAAUUACAAUAUACUAAUGGUGGUACUCCUAGAGUAAACUCUUAUUACGGUAAGCCCAACCUGACCCUGGUUACCUCCAGUGUAGUGUGUGAUGGGACUGAACAGACCAUCAGUGAUUGCUCUGUUAACUGGUUGACACUUGAUCAAGGAAAGGCUGCCGUGUCUCAUGUCGACGUUGCUGGUGUGACUUGUAUUCCUAACACUCCCCCACCUGGCUGUCAAGUCGCUCCCGAUUAUAGCUCCCUCACUCCAAUUUGCAACACUGGUGCUGUCUAUUUGGAUUCUGAUAUUGUUGGGUCUUCAUCAGGCCUUUUACAAUAUUGCUAUAACGGACAGUGGACCGGUCUAUGUACACUUGAUACUAACACUGCUUCAGUGGCCUGUAGACAGCUGGGCUACACCUCUUACUCUUGGGCCUCACUGAUAACCAAUGGAGCCUAUGGCAAUGGGAUGGGCUACAGUCUAGUGGAUAGUAUAACAUGUCAGGGCUCUGAGAACUCCCUUUCAUCCUGUAACAUUGCAACACCUUCAACUCAAUGCCUCACAAAGUGUACCACUAGUGUAGCUAUCAGAUGCUAUGAUCAAGUUGCUUGCAAUGAAGGUGAUCUUAGAUUGGCUGGAGGUGCUUUUGUACAGCAAGGGCGAGUUGAGACAUGCUUGAAUGGAGUGUGGGGCACUGUCUGUGACACUAACUGGGACACAGCUGACGUGUACGUUGUAUGCAAGCAGCUGGGAUACACUGGAAUGACUAAUAUUGCUUAUACUGGUUCAUUCUUUGGUUCUGGGUCUGGCCCUGCCAUAUAUACCAACGUUCAGUGUGGUGGGUUUGAAAACACUUUUGCUGCCUGUACCAAGGACUCUUAUUCAUCUGUCAUGUGCUCUGCUGAUAAUAUUGCUGGGGCUCAAUGCUCAACCCCUUGCAUUGACGGAACUGUGAGGCUUGUAGGUGGAACCACUUCAUCACAAGGAACCGUAGAAAUAUGCUACUCUAAUCUCUGGGGUAUGGUCGGUGAUCUUAACUGGGGCAAUGCUGACGCAGAAGUGGUUUGUAAGCAAUUGGGAUAUGGUACAUCUGGUUCUACUGGUAGUAUCAACAGUCAAUAUGGUCGUACCAAUAACACUGUUCACUUGACUAAUGUUGGCUGCUCUGGCAAUGAGAAGUUGCUCACUGAUUGCUCCUCAACGCGUGUUAAUGUUAACGAUGCUAGUAAUUAUCCUACAGUAGCUGGCGUCAAUUGCAUUGGUACACCAACCAUUACUUUACCAUCUUCUACUCCAGCAAUGCCAUCUUCAUCAAUGUCUUCUACAAUGAGCUCUACACUAGCUCCAACAGUUGGUGGUGCCUCAGCUGAUAGUAACAAUGGCAUUAUAACAGCUACUGCCCUGAUGGGAGUUAUCACUUUAUUGCUUAUUGUAAUUGCGGCAAUUAUUGUUGCAGCAAUGGUGUAUGUACAGCGGAAAAGAAGAGAGGUCAGUAAAGUUCUUUCUAAGACCAGGGCCGCUGAGCGUUCUGACCCACGUGAAGUGACGAACCCACUCGCCACAGAGACCGGUCUUGAUGAUGCUGACGAUGAAGACACCAAGCGUCUGCAUGAGCUCAUCAAGGAGUCACAAUUGCAAUGAUUCUAAUCGUGUCACGAGCAACUCAUAACUUUUAGAACAAGCAUAAACAUUGAGAACACACACAUAUUCUGCACAUGCUGUUCACAUGCUACCAAUUUUAUACUCAAUUUAUUAUUAAUUGUUUUUUGCUGACUUGUUAAUCUUAUUCAUGAAAAAAAA